This is a messenger RNA of Elephantulus edwardii (Cape elephant shrew), 1006 nucleotides long. It is a transcript of the gene PLPP4, whose product is annotated as phosphatidic acid phosphatase type 2 domain containing 1A. The transcript has 8 exons. The coding region runs from base 151 to 894 and encodes 247 amino acids. NCBI's taxonomy places the organism in Eukaryota, Metazoa, Chordata, Mammalia, Macroscelidea, Macroscelididae. Gene Ontology annotation, molecular function: phosphatidate phosphatase activity. The record is from RefSeq and is a predicted model, not a curated record. Gene Ontology annotation, biological process: phospholipid metabolic process.
UCCCCGGGGCGCCCAGCCCGUGCGUCCGCGUCCCCAGAGCCCGGGCGCGAGAGCCUGGAGCGCCUCCCGCCGCCCGGGGUCUGGGGCGCCGGCGCCGCCGAGCUGCGGGAGCCGGAGAGCAGCUGCUGCGGGAGCUGCUCCGGACGCACCAUGCGCGAGCUGGCCAUCGAGAUCGGGGUGCGAGCCCUGCUCUUCGGGGUCUUCGUGUUCACUGAGUUUUUGGAUCCUUUCCAGCGAGUCAUCCAACCAGAAGAGAUCUGGCUCUAUAAAAAUCCUCUGGUGCAAUCAGACAACAUCCCGACCCGGCUCAUGUUUGCAAUUUCUUUCCUCACACCCCUGGCUGUUAUUUGUGUGGUGAAAAUUAUCCGGCGAACAGACAAGACUGAAAUUAAGGAAGCCUUCUUAGCUGUGUCCCUGGCUCUUGCUUUGAAUGGAGUUUGCACAAACACUAUUAAGUUAAUAGUGGGAAGACCUCGCCCCGAUUUCUUUUACCGCUGCUUUCCAGAUGGAGUGAUGAACUCGGAAAUGCACUGCACAGGUGACCCCGACCUGGUGUCCGAGGGCCGCAAAAGCUUCCCCAGUAUCCAUUCCUCCUUUGCCUUUUCUGGCCUCGGCUUCACGACGUUCUACUUGGCCGGCAAGCUGCACUGCUUCACUGAGAGUGGCCGGGGCAAGAGCUGGCGUCUGUGCGCCGCCAUCCUGCCCCUCUACUGUGCCAUGAUGAUCGCCCUGUCCCGUAUGUGUGACUACAAACAUCACUGGCAAGAUUCUUUUGUUGGCGGCGUCAUUGGCCUCAUCUUCGCUUACAUCUGCUACAGACAGCACUACCCUCCUCUGGCCAACACAGCUUGUCACAAGCCCCGUACGUCAGCCUCCGCGUCCCCACCUCGCUGAAGAAGGAAGAGAGGCCCACGGCAGACAGUGCAGCCAACAUGCCCCUGGAAGGCAUCACGGAAGGCCCUGUAUGACUCGUGUCGUGGGAACAUGGACACUUAGCCCUGGGUAC